GAAAUUGAAAAAGGUAAGCCUAUCAGUAGAGCGGAAAUGUAUGGCUAUUCACAUCUGAAAAAAGAUGGUACAUUUGUGAAUGAAGAGGCUAUGGAGAAAAAUGAUUUGUUAUUAUCUGCACAAAAUGAUGGAACUUUAUCCGAAGAAGAUGCUUAUGUUCAGGUGUUUGGGAAGGAGCACCCUGGACGUGUACGGGGUAUGGGAUUUGGGGUCUGCCCUUCCCAAAUUUUUAAACGUCAUUGUAGUUCUGGGGCAUCUUCCUCAACAUCUAGAGACAAUGAAAUUAGAGAGUUGAAAUCUAAAGUUCAAUCUUUGGAGGAAGCAUUGGCUUUUGUGGUACGUAGCUUUGGGGGUCAAAUGCCCCCUGGUUUUGCAUCAAAUGGAUUGCAACAGCCUCAAAAUUUGGGCUCUCCCAAUGGAUUCAGGCCAUCCUCUUCUGCUAGUCAUGUACCAAAUGCCCAAGGACCUGAACUUCAAGGACACCCAUCUCCUCCAUAG
Molecule: messenger RNA, 498 nt
Organism: Gastrolobium bilobum
Lineage: Eukaryota; Viridiplantae; Streptophyta; Magnoliopsida; Fabales; Fabaceae
Exons: 3
Source: RefSeq, a predicted model, not a curated record